AUGUACUCGUCGUCGUCGUCGCUGGGAGCCAGACCUCCCCGCAAACACCACUCCUUUGAGGUCCUCUCCUCGUCUCCGUCUCCAUCAGACACCACCGCAAACUCAUCUCUCGAUCGCGUCUUUAGCGCGCGUAGCGCCAGCAGCUUCAGCCACACCUCCUCUCCAGACACUCUUUGCAGCCAACAGACACCUCCAUCAUUCAAGCAUACUUCCCACACCUCCUCGCCCAACGACAAUCCAGCAUCGGUCCCACGCCUCCCCACAGACGACGCCAACGACUCUCGCUUCGAUAGCCUCCAAGACCUCCUCGAGCGAGCCGGAUACAAAGAGACCCGCGUCGUCACUCCCGACCGCCACUCGCUCGCAGGCAUGUUGGCCAACAAGCUCGCCACGCCUCCGCGCAAACCCAGGAUGGUCGACGACUUCUCCUCCGACUCGCCCUCACUCGCCGCCUCCGAACUCCGUCGAGCCGUCCAUCGAUCCGCUGCGUCCACAAGCAAGAGCUUGCCCUCGCGCAGGUACAAACUCGCCACAGAUACAUCUUCGCCACCACCGCUGCCUGCAGCGCACCCUGCUCCUUCCAGCAGCUGGUUUUCCAGCAUCUGGUUCUUUGGCGGGCCGGGCACCAUCGUCAGUGACUCUGCAUCCAAUGCUCCGUCGGAAUCAUCGGCAACCCCUGUGUCCGUCCCGCAAGCCCCGGAUCACGCUGCCAUCGGCGAGAGCUCUACAACCCAUCGCACACAAUCCACAUCAGCAACAGCAUCAUCGUCCCGCGCUCCGCCAUCCACAGCCGCGAAAAAGACCGCAUCGCACAACGCCGUCUGGACCGCCAGUGUCGCCUACCGCGGCUCCAGAUCGCACACGGCACCCGUGCGCAAGGGCGCCUCCACCUCCAGCAUCCCCAGCACCGUCCUCACUGACGACGCCGCCGCGGAGCGAGAGUGGCAGGCGCUUCAAAAUGGAAGCUCUAACGCAGCCAAGCCGAGGCGGCCUGGUCUCGUCGAUGCCUUUGCCAGUCCCACCAAGAAGCCACCCGCCAGCAACGCGCCCAAGUCGCAGGGCAGCCCCGGCCAGCAGCGCAAAUGGAGACAAGAGCGCGCAGCAUGGCGAGAAUCGCUCGGCGACCUGCAGGCCAUGAUGGAUCAAUCGCGAAUGCGGCGUGAGGCUGCUGCUGCCGCGAAAGCUGCAGCAGAGGCGGACGAAGCAGCUCUACCCGAAGCCAACGCUGGCACGAAAGGCAAGGCGUCACCUGUCAGUGCUGCUGCAAGCGCGGACGCGGCGCUGGCCAAGCUGUUGUCGGGGCCCGCACUGCCGUUUCUCUCGACCGAUCCGGCGGUUGCGCCGCGCAACGGCUCCUGCACACGCCCCACGCACCUCAGCCUGCGACGCAUGAAGAGCGUCGAGGUGCUCGGCAAGAUCAUGCGCGAGCGCCGCACCGUCUCGAGCGCAACGACACCCAGCGCGCAAGCGAGUGGCUCGGGAGCGGUCGAGGUGGACACGACGGCGGGACAGAUCAGUCCGCGCCUAGCGAGGCGCGCCACCCCACCCAAGCUCACCGUCUCUUCGCCGCGCGGCAUUUCGUCGCCCAAGGAGCUGGCGCUCGAGGGCGGCGAGUUCGAGCCUGCCUCGUGGUCGCCCGCGCGCGACGGCAUCAUCAUCUCGAAUCGGCGGGUGGCCAAGAAGCCGCGCUCGCGCCUGCGCCAUGCCGCGUCGGGAUCCGACCUGCGCAGCGCAGCCGCUGUCGCAGCGGAGGAGGCGAGUCUCGAGACACCCUCGCGCUCCGCACGCAGGGGACGCAGCAAGAGCCGCGCCGCCGACAGUGCGCGCGCGCCCGUCGCGGCGCUGCUGCGCGACUCGGUCGGCACGCUCUCGCGCGGCGCUACGGUGCAGGCGCUGCGCAAAGACGUGCGUGGACUCGACGAGGUCGAUGGCGGGCGCGGCGGCGUCGACGAUUCGCCCACCCGCAUGCGCAUGCGCAACGUAGCGCUGCGCAAGGACAUGCCCGCCGCACGCAUCACACGCACCAGCAAGAUCAUGCGUCUCAUCGAGGAUGCCGAAAACAUGCCCAUCAUCGUCGCCAACACCGCAGAGAAGGCCUCGCUCUCGUCUUCGCUCACCAACAAGAGCCGCGACCGCAUGCACGCCAUCACGCGUGUGCUCGGACAGCGCCAACCAACCGCUGAUGCUCAGCCACAACCACCACUGCAACGCAUCUGA
Moesziomyces antarcticus is the source of this 2217-nucleotide messenger RNA. RefSeq lists its product as uncharacterized. Lineage: Eukaryota; Fungi; Basidiomycota; Ustilaginomycetes; Ustilaginales; Ustilaginaceae. The coding region runs from base 1 to 2217 and encodes 738 amino acids. The transcript has a single exon. The record is from RefSeq and is a predicted model, not a curated record.